Molecule: messenger RNA, 3519 nt
Organism: Haliotis rubra (blacklip abalone)
Lineage: Eukaryota; Metazoa; Mollusca; Gastropoda; Lepetellida; Haliotidae
Product: HAUS augmin-like complex subunit 3
Exons: 14
Coding region: 178-2022 (614 amino acids)
Biological process (GO): centrosome cycle; spindle assembly
Cellular component (GO): centrosome; mitotic spindle; HAUS complex
Source: RefSeq, a predicted model, not a curated record
UGGCGGGUCAUUACGAAGUAAAUAUGCUGUCAGUCGACUGACAUGUCGUGCUGUGUGUGACGAUCUGAGUUAAUUAUCCACCUCAAAUGAUACAUCGAUGGUAGAAGGGGAACUUUGAAGCAUUUACCACUGCAGGUCCGUCUUUCCAUGGAGAUACCAGCUGGUGACUAAAGAAAGAUGAGUGGGAGACAGUUUCUUGAGACACUUAAGCAACUGGACUACCCAAAUGCAGACAGCCUGGACCCACAGAUGUUCAACUGGAUGUUUGAAAAUGAGACAGUGUCUGGUUUUCUAAAGUGGUUCUGUACAAGUGUCAGCAGUAGUAAUGUUCUGCUUCCUGCAGAGAUCCAGCAAUUUGCAGAGCUUGAGAGGUCUAAUGAAGGUGUUCUUGAAGGAAAUGUAUUGGAAGAUGCUUUGAAAACCUUCUCCACUCCUACACAGGAGGAGACAGUGGAAUCCUUGAGGAAGAAAGUAGCCAUAUUAAGUGAUAACUUGGAUGAAGACAAGCAGAAGAAGCAGCAGUUGAUUCACAGAAGAGACAGACUGAAUGCUCAUCUGACAGGGCUGGGUCAUCGGCUGUCUCAGUUGACUGUGCUGGAGUCUCAAGCCAAGAGGGACUGCCAGAAGGCAGUGGAACAACUCGACACAGACAAUAAUGAGGUGAACGAGAGCCUGGAUGGCCUUGUGCGGAGCGUGAUGAAGAUACACUCGCUGUACGACCCACCCAUGGAGUCUAGACAGGAGACCUCACACCCUCCAACCUUCCUCUCCCAUGUCAAACUGGAUGACUACCAUGACAUGGAGGACAAGUUCAGCCAUGAGCUGAAAUUGUUCACCAAGAAAAGAUUCUUUGAUGGUGUUGCGGAGAUGGCUGGUCAGAAUGAGGGGACGAAGUAUGAGCUGCUGGAGGUGUCCAACCCAGAGUGUCUGAUGGUGCGGGGAGAGAAGCAAGAUGUCAUCGUGCAGGACUCCCUGGAGCUGGCCAGACUAAAGGCUGUGUAUCCCAUCAGUCAGAGUCAGCUGAUUGAGGCUUCAACCAGCGAGAAACAAAUGACAGCAACAGUCAGUCACACACAAAAGAUCAUUCAACACUUACAGAAAGGGGAGUUUCCCUUGGAUCUGAAUAAACUUCGGGACUCUCUUCAGGAAAGCCAUACGUCUCUGAAUGCAGUGAGAAGAGACCUCACAAUGUUGCAGCAAACAGACGUCCCUGCCCUGAUCAGCAGGUUGGCUGACCUUCAGGGCACCAACAUCAUUACUGGCGACUACAAGCUGAAACUGGCCAGACAGGGCUACUUCACCUCCAACCAGGACCAGUUGAUUGGUCAGUUGGUGGUGCAGCGAGCCCGCAAUGAGUUCCUGACGAUGGCCUAUGAAAUAGAGGCCAGGAAUCACCGUGAUAUUCAUCGCCUGCUGACAGCUGUGAGAAAGACACUCCAGCAGAACCUGACAGAGUGGAGAGACAGACAGAAAGCCAUGGAGGAUCCCUGUAUUUCCCCUGCCAGCCUCCAGCGUGGCACCAUAGACUCCCGAGACAAGGCCACUGCCCGACUACACCAGAUGCUGGCAGGGGGUGAAUCUGGAGAACAACAGCUGUUCCUCACCUAUGCAGGGAUGGUGGAUGGUGCCCAGCGGCUGCAACAGAAGCAUGCAGUGGCAGAUUCAGCACUCUUGGCAAACAUGGAGAAACAUGAACACAAGACGCGCCAGCUGGAGAUGUGUGUCUGUGGACCUAUGUGUCUGUGUGUGUACCAUGGAUCCAGCACAACUAGUGGAGAGCCGACACUGACCCCACCACUACUGCAGGAGACCCUGACUAAUCUGGACACAAUGCUGGUCAAGCUGGAGGCUUCCAUUAUUGAUGUCAUCAAGGAUCAUGAUGCCAAGAAGAAGCUACUGCAAAGCAAUCGACUCCAAGCAAAGGAGAGGGACCUAUUCACAUACUUCUUCAGCAGACCAGGCCAACUGAGAGAGACAUUAGAGAGCAUCACAGAGCGCCUGCAGGCACAGACAGUUCACUGACACUCACACCAGCAGUCCCCUUAGCAACAGAGACGGUUCACUGACAUCAGCAGCCCCACAGCAAUGCAGAACUUUCACUCAUACCAGCAGCCCCUGGCCAACACCGACAGUUUAAUGAUACCAGCAGCCCCCUGGCCAACACCGACAGUUCACUGACACUGACACCAGCAGCCCCUGGCCAACACCGACAGUUCACUGACACCAGCAGUCCCCUGGCCAACACAGACAGUUCACUGACACUGACACCAGCAGCCCCUGGCCAACACCGACAGCUCACUGACACUGACACCAGCAGUCCCCUGGCCAACACCGACAGCUCACUGACACCAGCAGUCCCCUGGCCAACACCGACAGUUCACUGACACUCAUACCAGCAGCCCCUGGCCAACACUGACAGUUCACUGACACCAGCAGUCCCCUGGCCAACACCGACAGUUCACUGACACCAGCAGUCCCUGGCCAACACCGACAGUUCACUGACACCAGCAGUCCCCUGGCCAACACCGACAGUUCACUGACACCAGCAGCCCCCUGGCCAACACAGACAGUUCACUGGCACCAGCAGCCCCCUGGCCAACACCGACAGUUCACUGACACUCAUACCAGCAGCCCCUGGCCAACACUGACAGUUCACUGACACCAGCAGUCCCCUGGCCAACACCGACAGUUCACUGACACCAGCAGUCCCUGGCCAACACCGACAGUUCACUGACACCAGCAGUCCCCUGGCCAACACCGACAGUUCACUGACACCAGCAGCCCCCUGGCCAACACAGACAGUUCACUGGCACCAGCAGCCCCCUGGCCAACACAGAUAGUUCACUGACACCAGCAGCCCCUGGCCAACACCGACAGUUCACUGACACCAGCAGUCCCUGGCCAACACCGACAGUUCACUGACACCAGCAGCCCCUGGCCAACACAGACAGUUCACCGACACUCAUACCAGCAGCCCCCUGGCCAACACUGACAGUUCACUGACACCAGCAGUCCCCUGGCCAACACCGACAGUUCACUGACACCAGCAGUCCCUGGCCAACACCGACAGUUCACUGACACCAGCAGUCCCCUGGCCAACACCGACAGUUCACUGACACCAGCAGCCCCCUGGCCAACACAGACAGUUCACUGGCACCAGCAGCCCCCUGGCCAACACAGAUAGUUCACUGACACCAGCAGCCCCUGGCCAACACCGACAGUUCACUGACACCAGCAGUCCCUGGCCAACACCGACAGUUCACUGACACCAGCAGCCCCUGGCCAACACAGACAGUUCACCGACACUCAUACCAGCAGCCCCCUGGCCAACACUGACAGUUCACUGACACCAGCAGCCCCUGGCCAACACCGACAGUUCACUGACACCAGCAGCCCCUGGCCAACACAGACAGUUCACUGACACUGACACCAGCAGUCCCUGGCCAACACCGACAGUUCACUGACACCAGCAGUCCCUGGCCAACACCGACAGUUCACUGACACCAGCAGUCCCCUGGC